Mustela lutreola (European mink) is the source of this 5164-nucleotide messenger RNA. RefSeq names its product syntaxin 8 (gene STX8). The record is from RefSeq and is a predicted model, not a curated record. Gene Ontology annotation, molecular function: SNARE binding; SNAP receptor activity. Gene Ontology annotation, biological process: vesicle fusion; intracellular protein transport. NCBI's taxonomy places the organism in Eukaryota, Metazoa, Chordata, Mammalia, Carnivora, Mustelidae. Gene Ontology annotation, cellular component: endomembrane system; SNARE complex. The coding region runs from base 94 to 885 and encodes 263 amino acids. The transcript has 8 exons.
CGAACCGCGGGGUGUGAGCCGCUCGGGCCGCCGUAGUCAGCUGCCGCGAGCAGGAAGUGUCCGACAGCAGCGGCGGCGGGCGGAGACUGCACGAUGGCCCCGGACCCCUGGUUCUCCACAUACGAUUCUACCUGCCAAAUUGCACAAGAGAUUGCCGAGAAAAUCCAACAGCAAAAUCAGUAUGAAAGAAAUGGUGAAAAUACAAUCAGGCUUACUGUGACCAUCAGAACUUUGUUGCAGAAUCUGAAGGACAAGAUCGCCCUUUUGAAGGACCUGCUGCUAAGAGCUGUGUCAACACAUCAGAUAACACAGCUUGAAGGAGACCGAAGACAGAACCUGCUGGAUGAACUUGUAACUCGAGAGAGACUACUUGUGGCAUCCUUUAAGAACGAGGGUGCAGAACCAGAUCUCAUCAGGUCCAGCCUGAUGACUGGAGGGGCUAAGCGAGGAGUCCCCAACCCUUGGCUCUUUGAGGAGCCAGAGGAAACCAGAGGUUUGGGUUUUGAUGAACUCCGGCAACAGCAGCAGAAAAUUAUCCAAGAACAGGAUGCAGGCCUGGAUGCCCUAUCCUCUAUCAUCAGUCGGCAGAAACAGAUGGGGAAGGAAAUUGGGAAUGAACUGGAUGAACAAAACGAAAUAAUUGAUGACCUUGCCAACCUGGUGGAGAACACAGACGGGAAGCUCCGCACGGAGACCAGGCGUGUGACUAUGGUGGACAGAAAAUCAGCAUCUUGCGGCUUUUCUCUGAAGACCUUGGCCAAGAUGCAAAACCGAAGCAUUGUCUGCGCACAUAGUGCGCUUAUGGACUCCCUCGGGCGGAAUACUUUGUGCACCCAACUCAUCACAGUGUACGUUUCCAUCCUGAAAGUCAUCACGCUGUGGUGAAAUUGUUUGGGUGUUUAUCUGCUUGCUAGACCUUGAUCUCCUUGAGGUCUUCUGACUGGAUCUGUCGUUCUGAUCCCUAGCAAGAGGCGAGAUGAUUGGCUUUGUAUUGGAUUUAUUUGAAAGGCAACCGAAAUCAUGGGAUGAGGAUUUUCUGAAUCCUCAGAUUAUUUUUAAGGACUUGUCAGCCUGGGAAGGUGAGGUUUGAGUUAGCAUAGAACAUUUAGUAGAUUGUGAAUGGUAUAAAAAAGGUACACUUGGGGACGCCUGGGUGGCUCAGUGGGUUAAGCCGCUGCCUUCGGCUCAGGUCAUGAUCUCAGGGUCCUGGGAUCGAGCCCCGCAUCGGGCUCUCUGCUCAGCAGGGAGCCUGCUUCCUCCUCUCUCUCUGCCUGCCUCUCUGCCUGCUUGUCAUCUCUCUCUGUCAAAUAAAUAAAUAAAUAAUCUUUAAAAAAAAAAAGAAAAGGUACACUUGGAUUUGGUCCAAUACUCAAAUAUCUAGGACCAUCAGAAAGAAAGUUUGGUAGCUUACGGCCACACACUCUCCAGCCACCAUCAUCGUAUUGCAAGAACUCCCACAUGUACCCUACAGGGGAAUACUGUUCAGUCAGAAAAGGAACGCGUACCAAUACGUGCUACAAUAGGGAGGAACUUUGACACAUUCUAUUAAGUGGAAGAAGCCAGAAUCAAAAGACCACAUCUUGUAUGAUGACAUUUACGUGAACUGUCUAGAAUGUGCAAAUCCACAGAGACAGAGGACAGAUCAGUGGUUGCCAGGAGUUAGGGGUUGGGGAGGCACAGGGAGAGACUCCUUAGUGGGUAUGAAGUUUCCUUUUGGGAUGGUGAAGACACAGUAAGGUGGUAGCAAUGGUCCUACAACAUUGUGGAUGUAAUUAAUGGCAAUGGCCUUGCGUGUUAAAGUGGUAAAUUUUACGUUAUCUAUAUUUUACGGCAAUUUUAAAAAGCCAUUAAAAAUAAGGACUAAUUCUUAUGAAGUAAUUUCUCUACGGUCCUGCGGUUUCAAGCAGCACAAGCAACUUGGAAAGGUUAGGGGUUCCUGGUUUAAAAGUCUAAAACAGGGCACCUGGGGGGCUCAGUUGGUUAAGCGACUGACUUCAGCUCAGGUCAUGAUCCUAGUGUCGCAGGAUAAGGUCCUGCAUCAGUCUUCCUGCUUAGCAGAGAGUCUGCUUCUCCCCCACUCUCAUGCUCUCUCCCUCUCUCAUUCUCUCUCAAAUAGAUAAAUAACAUCUUUCUAAAAAAUAAGUAAAAGUCUAAAACAGUUCCAUGCAGAAUGACAAUAGGUUCUCCGAGUCAGCUAGGUUAAGUUGGGGCACAUCUAGCUUUUGACAUCUAUCUAAUGAGGAGAGGCAUUUCUUUCUGAGUAUGUCCCUCCUUGUCACUGUCAUAAAAGGGGCAAGGAUAUAACACUGGACCUGACCCAGCGUGACUCUCAUCUGCUAACUGACUGCUGCCAGACGGCAAGUUAGAAGCUCCAGGGAGACUGUUGGCUUCCUGGCCUCCCAGUUUCUGAGUUUGUUUGCUUUUCCCUAAAAUACUUGAUUUGGGUGCCUGUGAAAUCAGCCCUUAGAUUUGCAGAGGCUGGAAGGCCCCCCAUCGAGUGUUUGAUAAAGUUUUUGAGUUUUGUAAAGAACAGUGACCAGAUGCGGCCAGCGUUCGUGGUUUGUGGCCAUCGCAUUGCUGAACUUUUUCUUCCCAUGAUACCUCUCAGAAGUUCUUAACUUUCCAUGACACGCCAGAGCCUUGAGGAUUGGGGUUAAGUGGGAUGGCCGGGCAGACCACAGAGAGAUGUGUGUUCCUGUGGUAACACGUGACUGGCCGAGGGUGAGAUGGGGAGGGCCAGGGAGGACAGGGACAGGAAGGAAAUGUAGGAGAUGAGUGAGGAAGAGAGGGAAGAGGGGUACUGAGGGCAAAGAAGAGAGACCCCUCCCCCAAUAAUGAGUGCCUCCCAUGUUCCCCUAAGGAAUCCCCUUCCUAUACUGGGAUUCCUUUUCUGGCACCAGCAGUGACUUGUUUCUAGAUUUCCUGAAUCCAUGAGAAAUGAAAAACAGGAAUAUUUGGGUUAGGACUCUGAGGACAGCCAGAGGCUAGGAAGGACCCAUCCCUAGAAAUAUGUCUUCUGCUCAUUUCCAUCAUGUCGUCCUUUAGAGUGGGGUAACCCAGGGUUCACGAAUUCAGAUGCCAGUCAGGUAAAGAACAGGAGAGCCACAGACCAGGUAUAUGGCCUCUGGGGAGAGGGCGAUGUCACAUGCCCAUCCAGACAAGAUGGCUGCCCCUUGGGCGGCAGGACACGUGGCCACCUGGAACUGUGGGCCCCGGCUGCCAAGUCAGCUGCCGCAUCUCCUUUCCUUUCCUUUUUGAGAAGAAGAGAAACCCGAUUUUAUGUCAGAUUGGCCAGUCCCUCAAAUCCUGCCCAAAGGAAGACAUUAAAUGCCAACUGGACCUGGCUGGCUGGCCACUGACAAGUUAUGACCAGGGAUUGAAGUCAACAGAUUACAAGUACAGACACAAAGGCUGAAUAUGGUGGCGGGGCAGUGGGCAGAAUGGAGAGGCCAAAGAGUUUACCUCUGAGAGUAACAAAAUUUGAUUUAAAAAAUAUCUGUCACCAGGAAAUCAUCCAUACUAGGAAAGUUGAAGUUUGGUGAGAAACCAUUUUAUACCCUGGUGGGAGGUGGGGUGGGUGAGGUGUGAUGCUGUGUGUCUCGGUAGGUGGAGGCAGUGGCACUGGGUCUCUGGUGCUGGGCAGGGGAGAACCAAGCCAUGGGGACAGAGCACAAAAAGAAAUAAACCUGUUGGGCAUCAAAGGUAGAUGGCCGGACUUCCACAUUUACUGGAAGCCUCCUGGUCACGCGCAGGCCCAGCUCUGCCUUCCCCAAAGGAAAUGGGAAGUGCCCCCUUUGCUUAAAGUUGGAACCUACAGAUAAACGUUAGGAACUCUCCACCUCCGUGGCAGAAACCCUGGGACAUGAACAAGGUAGAUUAGCUUGGCUUUAAGCUGUUACUUUUACCUUUUGCAACUUAAUUCAUUGGACUGUUGAUCGGUUCUUCUGUGUUUGGUCCUCAUUGUUCGUCACUUGUAUAUUUUCAUCUGCUCAAAAAAAAAAAAAAAAAAAAAAGGUAGGUAGGUAAGGGAACACAGGUGAACUUUUUUUUUUUUUUUUUUAAGAUUUUCCAUUUAUUUAUUUGACAGAGAGAAAUCACAAGUAGGCAGAGAGGCAGGCAGAGAGAGAGAGGGAAGCAGGCUCCCCGCCAAGCAGAGAGCCCGAUGCGGGACUCGAUCCCAGGACCCCGAGAUCAUGACCUGAGCCGAAGGCAGCGGCUUAACCCACUGAGCCACCCAGGCGCCCCGAACUUUAUUUUUUUAAUUAGGUAGGCUUGAUUAAUCUGGUAUUUUUCCAAAAAGAAACAAAAACGUAAACCAAGAUGAAACAGGAAUAGAAGUUUCCUUCCCCCAGCACAAGAGUGGACGUAGCCAGGAGCUAGGAGCAGAAGAGACUGCUGGGCUGGCAGAUGGGGAAGGCCAAGAGGCGAGAGGGCUGCUGGCUGCUUGAGCUGGAACUAGAACGUUCCGUGAGAAAGCAACCAGCCAGCUUUGGCCAGCGUGCAUGCCUGUCUGUUCCCAGUCAGGGCCGCACUUCGCCUUCCCCACCCUUGGUCCACCAUCCAUCACUACCAUGUCUGCCUCCCCUGCUCUGACGGCAGAAUUUAUAGUCCAGUUCUGAAAAAAAUGGAAAGCGGGAGGUGGGGUGCUGGGAACCAGUUGUGAAAUGAUAAAUCAAGGCCUCUUUAAGGUCGAGGUUGGUUUUGCCAUCUCUCACUUUGAGGUUCGUUCUUAAGAGAGGCUUUGAGAAGCGGGGAUAGGGCUUAAAAUGCGUGUUUUUUUUGUUUUUUGGGUUUUGUUUUGUUUUGUUUUGUUUUAUAGAAAAACCAUUACAAUGAUCAGUUUGCCUGUUUAAAUAGACGUUGGCUUCGUUGUGGCUGUUCUGCACCUAGGAGUAGAGAGAACAGCUGCACGUAACCCCCUUCCUCUGAUUUUACUGUCUCUGGGUAAACUGAGCCCCAUCCAUCAUGCCAAGGGCUCAGUAAAAACUCGGAGUGGUUGGGAGUAUCCAGGACAACAGUUUGGUUGGGUUUCUAAGGCUACCUAGGGAAGAAUUAGUGGAAGAAUAGUGGAAGAAUAUCCACUAUUUGUCGCAGUGGAGCAGAAAGGUCCCCACAGUGGAGCAGAAAGGUGGCACAGAUGUCCUCUGCUCUUCUUUCUCAGAAA